AAUAUUUUUAUCGGAAGGAAAAUGGAUUUAAGCUUACCUUAUUGUCGAUUUUGCUUGUCAAACCUUGAAAAAGUCACAGAAUUCGUGGAUAUCCAACAAUAUUCGGACCUCGUUGAUAAAAUCAUUCAGAUUUUUCACUUCAAUCCUGUGGAAAUAGAUAAAAAUCCAUCAAUUUUGUGUCUUGAAUGCCAUUCUCGAGUACUAUCCACCGCCGCGUUCAUCGAAAAUGUACAAAAAAAUCAAAAAGUAAUAGAGGAAAGUCUCGAACGGAGUGAAAAUGUGUUCGUCAAACAAGAUCCUGAGCUCCAAAUGGAUGUUGAAUACUUAGAAGAAGCAUUUGAAACGAGUUCCGAGUCUUUCAUCUGCCACUUGUGUGAAGAAAAUUUCUCUUCGAAGCAAUUUUUGAAGCAACACAUGGACGAAGAACACUUGGAAACUUCCAAAAAACAUCAAAAAGUUCCUGAAAUCGACAAAUAUCUCAUUUGUGAGCUUUGUGACGCGCAAAAUUUCCCAACUUUUAGUCAAAUGUCGGAUCAUUAUCAAGCCAAACACGGGAUUCGAGGGUACGUUCGUUGCUGUAACAAGCAAUUCUUCACAAAGAAGUCUGUAGUCAAUCAUAACGAAGUUCAUUUGAAUCCUGUCGACUUUAUGUGCAAAAUUUGUCAGAAAUUAUUGCCGGAUAAAUACACUUUAAGAGAUCAUGAAUUGAGACACAAUCCUGACGAAGCGAAAAAAUUCGAAUGCGAUCAUUGCCACAAAAAAUUUCAUGUCCAAAAGGAUUUAGCUGAUCACAUAAAUCGUCUCCAUCGCACGAAAACGGAGCCAGAGAAACGUCAAAAUUGUAAAUUGUGCGAAAAAUCGUUCGUUUCGAAAUAUUCUCUCAUGACACACAAUCGAAGGUUUCACAUGGACCUCGAAAAACCAAUUUGUGAAACAUGCGGCAAAGAAUGUCUUUCGAAAGCCGACUUAACAGCUCAUAUCAAAGCUCGUCACACGAAAAGUGUUCGUCAUAAAUGCGAUAUUUGCGGAAUUUUCGUCAAAUAUCUGCAAAAACACAAGCAAAUUCAUGUCGAGUCAAAGUUGCAUCUGAAAUGCGAUAUUUGCGGGUUGGAAACGACGACGCACAAGUAUCUGCGAUUGCAUAUGAAGAUCCAUUCCGGUGAAAAACCGUAUACUUGUUCAACGUGUAAUGCUUCGUUCAAGCGGAAAAACACCUUUGAAGAUCACAUGAGCAUCCAUAACGGCAUUCCGAGGCAUUUUUGCAACUUUUGCGGACGAUCGUUCAAUAAUUCGGGCAACAAAUCCAGACACAUAAAACGCAGGCAUUCACAACAAAUGGCAGAAAUGAAGAAAAAAAUGAAAGGAAUUAAGGAAAAAGGUCCAAGUUUUGGUCCAAGAAGAGAAGUUUUGAAAAAAAUAAAUUAAAAAAUUUCGAUAAUUUUUCUCCGGAUGUCAACAUGAAGCAAUUGAUGGCUUAAAUUAAUAAUGAGGGUACAAAUAAAUUCGAAAUGAAGAUUCAGUUUUCAUUGCUUUAGAUCUCUAUUAAGAAAAAAAAUAAAAAGAGAAGAAAAAGUUCAUAAAUUUAAUAAAUUGUUACAAAAAUGAUUAAUUUUUAUGGUAUUUAAAAAAAAUAUCAAUUAAAAUAAUUUUUUUAAAUUGUUAUAAAAAUUAAAAAAAAACAAAAAUUAAUAUUUUAUAAUUUUUUUAAAAAAUAUUUUAUAAAUUUUUUGUCUGUUUUUUCAUUA
Messenger RNA from Culicoides brevitarsis, 1745 nucleotides. Its product is annotated as zinc finger protein OZF-like. Gene Ontology annotation, cellular component: nucleus. Lineage: Eukaryota; Metazoa; Arthropoda; Insecta; Diptera; Ceratopogonidae. The record is from RefSeq and is a predicted model, not a curated record. The transcript has 2 exons. The coding region runs from base 22 to 1425 and encodes 467 amino acids. Gene Ontology annotation, molecular function: zinc ion binding.